Populus nigra (black poplar) is the source of this 1470-nucleotide messenger RNA. Its product is annotated as serine/arginine-rich splicing factor SR30-like. Gene Ontology annotation, molecular function: mRNA binding. The coding region runs from base 201 to 1118 and encodes 305 amino acids. The record is from RefSeq and is a predicted model, not a curated record. The transcript is spliced from 14 exons. Gene Ontology annotation, cellular component: nucleus; ribonucleoprotein complex; cytoplasm. Lineage: Eukaryota; Viridiplantae; Streptophyta; Magnoliopsida; Malpighiales; Salicaceae.
UACAACAAGAAAGAAUGGUAAAACGGGAAACAAAACUUCUCAUCCUCUUUCUAGAAGAAACUCGAAGCUGUACAAAAAACACAUUCUCAGGAGCUCUAGAGGCAAAGAAAUAAAGGAGGAAGUAAAAACAGAGAAACAUUCCGAGUGUGAUUUCUCCCUCUCCAGAAUCCAGUAUUUACCCCAAAAAACUAGAAAAAGAAAUGAGCCGAGCAAGUCGAACACUUUACGUUGGCAAUCUCCCCGGAGAUAUUCGCGAGAGGGAAGUUGAAGAUUUGUUUUAUAAGUAUGGGCCCAUUGUUGACAUUGAUUUGAAAAUCCCACCGAGACCUCCAGGCUAUGCAUUUGUUGAGUUUGAAGAUGCUCAUGAUGCUAAAUAUGCAAUUCGCGGUCUGGAUGGAUACAAUUUUGAUGGUUGUCGAUUACGAGUUGAGCUUGCUCAUGGUGGGCGAAGACAUUCAUCACCAGUGGAUCGUUAUAGCAGUUACAGUGGUAGCAGUGGUAGCCGUGGGCCUCCCAAGCACUCUGACUAUCGUGUUUUAGUCACUGGAUUGCCUUCUUCUGCUUCAUGGCAAGACUUAAAGGAUCAUAUGCGUCGAGCUGGGGAUGUCUGCUUUUCUCAAGUCUUUCGUGACCGUGGUGGCAUGACAGGAAUUGUAGACUACACGAACUAUGAUGACAUGAAAUAUGCUAUCAAGAAGCUUGAUGACUCUGAGUUCCGGAAUGCAUUUUCUCGGGCAUAUAUUCGGGUGCGGGAGUAUGAUUCUAGACGGAGUUACUCUAGGAGCCCCAGUUGCAGUUCACAUGUGUCAAGAAGCCGGAGUCGCAGUCGCAGUCGCAGUCACGGUCGAAGCUAUAGUGACAGAAGCCGAAGCAAGUCUCCAAGGGCAAAAUAUUCACGGCGUUCUCGAUCUGUAUCUGUUUCCUCUCGUUCUCGUGCAGGAUCAUCUCCACGAUCUUUGUCGAGAUCCCGUUCAAGAUCAAGAUCUCCAGUUGAUUCUCAGCCUCGCAGCAAACAAGACUAUAGAACCCCAAGCAGAAGCCCCGCACAUUUAUCUCGGCCCCGUUCGCCUUCUGUGAGAUCUGAUAGAAGUCGUUCAGUAGACUCCAUGGAUCGUUGAAGAGUCUCUUGCUCUCCUGAUCGUGGAACGUUUUUAGUGAACUCUACACCUAUAAAGCUAGAUAUGCCUGGGUUGAUGGUUUGGACUAUGAUCAACUUACUAAUCUUAUUUGAUACUGAAUUUAAAGUUAGUGACUUUUUUUUUCUUCCCGAUAUUGCUUUUGUCAGGAUUUAUAUGGACGGGGCUGGGAUGAUCUUAUUUCAUAGCUCUCGAGGGUUUUUAGGCUUGCUUUGUUUUUUUUUUUUUUUAAUUGCGGUGUGGUGGGGUUUGUAUUUUGUCCGGAUUAUAUAUUUGAAAGUCUUUCUAGUUUUGGAAAACUUUCUGGAUUAAAAAAAAAACUAUAAUUUGUAUA